Molecule: messenger RNA, 720 nt
Organism: Contarinia nasturtii (swede midge)
Lineage: Eukaryota; Metazoa; Arthropoda; Insecta; Diptera; Cecidomyiidae
Product: nucleoplasmin-like protein
Exons: 4
Coding region: 119-583 (154 amino acids)
Biological process (GO): chromatin remodeling
Cellular component (GO): nucleoplasm; cytoplasm; nucleolus
Molecular function (GO): histone binding; chromatin binding; RNA binding
Source: RefSeq, a predicted model, not a curated record
AUGUCAAACGUCAAUAUACAACGAGUACAUCUCUGCUAUAGCUCUUUUCUUCAUUGACCGGCCUAUUACUCGUAUCUUGUUCCGAUAAAAAUCCAAUUUUAUUCCACUAAUCAUAACAAUGGACGACAAUUUUUACGCAACCACACUGGAUUCAACCAACAAAACGGUCAAAUGGGACGUCGUUGGCGAUACAAAAGAAUUUCCAAAUCCAUUCUACAAAUUGAUCAUUCGUCAAUUUUUGCUCGGUCAUACGGCCAAAGAGGAUGAAUAUAAUGUUAUUGAGGUGGAAACGUCCUCGAUGACUGAAUCGAAACCAAAUCAAGUAAAAGUGCCCGUCGCCGUAUUGAAAGCUGGCGAAACCCGUUCCAUUCAAACAGUUUUGGAGUUUCCAGACUCGCCAGUCACAUUUACGCUGGUUGAAGGUAGUGGACCCGUUUACAUUCAUGGUCAACAAGUGCCAGGAAACUAUGAAAUUGAAGACACCACUGAAUUGAGCGACGAAGAAGAGGAGGAUGAAGAAGAUGUCAAAAUGGCUAAUGCAAAAGCGAAAAAUGCAAAGAAUGCUAAGAAUGGCAAAAAAUAAACUAAACACCGAAAUAUUAUCAAAAGUCCAGUCAUGUUGUUGUAAUGAAGUUCAUUACAAUAAUGACAGAUAUGCCAGAAAGCAUGAUACUAUUGUAUAAAUAAUUUCCAAUCAACAUUAAACACAAUACAAACAUA